Molecule: messenger RNA, 2007 nt
Organism: Colletotrichum higginsianum IMI 349063
Lineage: Eukaryota; Fungi; Ascomycota; Sordariomycetes; Glomerellales; Glomerellaceae
Exons: 3
Coding region: 1-2007 (668 amino acids)
Source: RefSeq, a predicted model, not a curated record
AUGGUCCUCUCACAGUUCAGAGAAUUGGACGUAAAGUCCAUGGAACAGUUGUACGAAAAAAAAGAGCGUAAAAAGAGGCAACGCGCAGAGCAGAAACGUCGACACGAGCGCGAAGAGCAGCAGCAGCGACAGCAGCAGAAACAAGCGCAACUCCCAUCAACGGCCCUUGCAACACUACUUGGACAGACCGUUGGAGUUCUGGGUGCGACAGAGGCCCAGACCACAAGCUGGACAAGCGCCGACCCUUUCGCUAGCAUUGGCAACCUUGACUUUGAUUCCGGUGAGAAUAUUGGAAUCGCCGAAGCGUACACACAAUGCGACUUCGCGUCCUUGGAGUCCACAGAACCGUCUUGUGAGAUCGGUGGUAUCCUAUCGACAAUACCAAAGCCUACCUUUGCAGGCAAUAUCAAGUCACAUUCGCCAUUUUGGUUGUCUUGCGCAUCCCUACCUGCUCAGCCUUCCACAGAACGAGUCCCUCAUGACGAGGCAAAUCCAUCUUCGGCUGAGGAAUUGUCAUUGGCUCUUGACCUAGCCAGACGGGCAACUGGGCAACUUCGCCUGGCAAAUUCUGUUAUCAGCGCCAUGAAUGCAUCUGUAGUUGAAGUUGCAGAUAGCAGCGAGAGCAGCGAGAGUUGCAAUGCUGAUGAACCCGACGACGGCAGGGGUUCUGACGAUGAAGAGACCGAUGUUGAGAGCUGCCAUCAAGAGAUGGCAGUCCCAAGAUGUGAACUUACGGGAAAAGAUCUGUCGGGUAGUCCUGUACUACACGCCCUGUCACAAAGCAACCCCGCAGCGCCCAACUGCCCAGAGUGCCCAUCUGUUGCUAGAAACCCAUUUCUCAGCGACUCGGCAAAGGCGCCAGUUGGUUCCUUGGGCGGGUUGAAAGAGCCUCAAACAGGCGAUUUUUCACUCCCUACCCCAGCGUCUGAUCACGCCUCCGAUUCAGGGCAAGUUGGCCAUAUUGUUACCUGUCGGAAGAAACGGGGAGGCGAGCCAACCGAAGGCGGCAGCGAGAGCCAUGAACUACGCCCGGCUAAACGAAUGAGGCCUCGCAAAGUUGACAACGGGACAAAAUCACCGGCUCUGCCACCCAGGACUUUACGCGCAUUGCCAUCUCGAGUCCCGGCUGAAAAUUCAAGUAAGAGGCUGUCAAACGAAAUUGAAAGACAGCCUCGUCGCUCGGCCGAAACACCGGAACGGUCUGAAGCGGAGGACCCCAUCGGUUUAAUACCCUGUGGCAACGACAAGCUGCGCCCUGAUACAUCAUUAAUGCACGACUUGGAUUAUACCUCCAAAAGAAGCAGGUGCAAGGAAGCAAGGCAGGGUCGCUCGCGAAAAAUAUCGCCUGUUCCCUCACUUCGCCCAAACCACCUUUCUAGGAAUCACGAUCAGACCGAGAGGUGCGGAUUGGUUCCCCCUCCGCCUAUCAACACCACGGCGAACCUACCAGUAGCCACAUGCCAUGCUUGCGGCUUUUCUGCGAAACACCUAUUACGCAUGAUCAACACUUUCGAGGCUCUCAAUGGGGGUAUCGCUAGGUUGCCUGAUGGUGAAAGACGAAUGGACAUGCUUGAGCUAUUCCUUGGGUUCAUCAAAAACUAUGCUACGGAGAGACUUCCACACAACGAACUAAUCACGGGGGAAGACGAACCGUAUAACACGACACAUCAAGAUCAUUCAGCGGAGGUUGCUAUCGGACUGUCACACGGUGAUACAUUCAACCAGGAUGAUGGCUCGGACGACAACACCGAUGGCAACGACAGCCAAAGCGACGACCAAAGUGACAGUGAUAGUUCUGAUCACAAACCCAGCCCAAACAGUCUUGAUGAAAGCGUUAAAAGAUCUAAGCGCCGCCGUUGGACGGAUUGGGAAGAGGAGCGUCUGCGUGUAUACAUUGAAGAGGGGAAGGAGUGGUCAUGGAUUGCAAAAAGGCUGCAUCGAAGCGAGCCAGCUGUGACUCAGCAUUGGGUGAUAAUGGAGAGGCAAGACAAGGAGGCAGCAAAGUGA